This is a messenger RNA of Hyposmocoma kahamanoa, 1529 nucleotides long. It is a transcript of the gene Dopr1, whose product is annotated as dopamine receptor 1-like. Bases 61 to 1302 code for a protein of 413 amino acids. Gene Ontology annotation, molecular function: G protein-coupled receptor activity. Gene Ontology annotation, cellular component: membrane. The transcript has 7 exons. The record is from RefSeq and is a predicted model, not a curated record. NCBI's taxonomy places the organism in Eukaryota, Metazoa, Arthropoda, Insecta, Lepidoptera, Cosmopterigidae. Gene Ontology annotation, biological process: adenylate cyclase-activating adrenergic receptor signaling pathway.
CCGUCAAAGAGCUUUCUCUUGAAAGUUGACACCAAGACUUGAAGUUCACCAUGAUAGCACAUGUCGGCUAAAAUGGAGUUUGUCUCUGUUUUACCUACUAAUGUGGCGCUGAUGAAUGAGACGGCAGCGGUGGAGUACGAUGACGGAGAGGACCCUGAUGCGGUGACGCUGCUCUCCAUACUUCUCGUUGGAAUAUUCCUCUCCCUACUGAUAUUCCUGAGUGUGGCCGGCAACAUUCUAGUCUGCAUAGCAAUCUACACGGAUCGCGGAUUGCGAAGGAUCGGCAACCUAUUCCUCGCAUCGUUAGCCAUCGCUGACAUGCUGGUUGCUGCUGCCGUCAUGACCUUUGCUGGAGUCAACGAUUUGUUAGGGUAUUGGGUGUUCGGCGAGCAGUUCUGCGACACGUGGGUAGCAUGCGACGUGAUGUGCUCCACCGCCUCUAUCCUCAAUCUGUGCGUUAUUUCGCUCGAUAGAUACAUCCAUAUUAAGGAUCCUUUGAGGUAUGGCCGCUGGGUAACAAGACGCGUGGCAAUCUUUACUAUUGCAUUGAUCUGGCUUCUAGCCGCACUCAUCAGCUUCUUGCCCAUAUCCCUCGGUCUUCACCGUCCUCAUGAGGAGACUGCAGCUACACAGAAACCACCACGCCACUUUACGUGUGCAUUGGAGCUGACCCCAACAUAUGCUGUCGUGUCGAGCUGUAUAUCUUUUUACUUGCCUUGCAUUGUCAUGAUCAGCAUUUAUUGCAGGCUCUACUGCUAUGCCCAGAAACACGUCAAGUCCAUCCGAGCGGUAACCCGUACGGUCCAAAUGCCAGAUAACCGGACGAAAUCCGUCCGAACAAAGGUGCACACACACGUGCAAUCAUCGCCGUACCACGUAUCCGAUCAUAAGGCUGCCAUCACAGUGGGCAUCAUCAUGGGUGUUUUUCUCGUGUGCUGGGUGCCGUUCUUCUGUAUUAACAUCGUUGCUGCUUUCUGCAAGACUUGUAUACCUGAUCUAGCCUUCAAAAUUCUCACUUGGCUCGGCUAUUCCAACUCAGCAUUUAACCCGAUCAUUUAUUCAAUCUUCAACACGGAAUUCAGAGAAGCUUUCAAGAAAAUUCUGACCUCAAAAUACCCUCUCUGCUGUGGCUAUCAGAGCGUCAGGGCACAUACCCCAACACGGAAUGACAACUUUGUCACUGAUUAUGGAACGAAGACUUUAGUUGUCCGAAGAAGUGGCUCCCUCGGUCUUUCUGGAGUUGACCCCACGCCAAGGUCAUCAGCUGAAUCUGUUAAACCUUUAAGGGAAUAUCAUAUAUGACAGCAGGAGGAAGGGUGCAAUAAUGAGUUAUUGGAUAAAAGUGAUGUCGUGUAAGUAGGUUGAAAAGCGAUUUGUUGCAGACGAAAUUGUCUUAUAGGCAAGUGCCUGUAAGCAUAAAAUUAUGUAGAGUUAAUAUUUAUAAAACGUCUUAGUAAUAUGUAAGUUGUACAAGUCUCUGGUAGACGUAUUAAUAUAAAGUUUCGCGUAAAGUUUUCAUAAAGGUCAAC